AUGAAAAAAAUGAUGCUCAGGAAGCUGGGCAAACCAGUUCCAAAACCACCCACCGGAGUCCGGUCGGCUCCACCGCCACUACCGGCCCCGGACUCUUCCUCAGCAUCCUCUUUAGUUCCGACGACUGAAAAGCAAUUCGACCAACUGAUUAAUGUGGUCAAGGUGCACCUUAAACCCUCCUUCACUCCUCAGGAAUUGGUGUCUUUCCUCAAGUCUCGCAUUCGCCAUCAUCCCGCACUCACCCACCUCGACUUCCACCUUUUCCGCUACGCCGCGACUCUCGACACUUUCCGGCACGACCACAACACGUUCGAGUGGAUGACGCGAUCGCUUGCCACCUCCGACCGCUUUGAUUCCCUGAAUGUUCUCGUUCAGUUCAUGGCUUCCAACCCCUGCCCCUGCUCGGAUGGUAUCUUCUCUUGUCCUAAAACUGAACCCAUAUUCCGUUUCGCCAUUAAUACUUACUGUAGAGUUGGUAGAUUCGAUGAUGCAUUGUUUGCUUUUGAUUCGAUGAAAAGACUGAUUGAUGGGAAGCCAAACGUUGCUUUAUACAAUAUAAUAAUUAACGGGUUUGUGAAAUAUAAGCACUUUGAGAAGGCUCUGGAGUUUUACGAAAAGAUGAUUAGGGACAGGGUUAAGCCUGAUGUGAUAUCGUUUAAUACUUUAAUUAGUGGGUACUGUAAGAAUUCACAGUUUGAAUUGGCUUUGGAAAUGUUUAAGGAAAUGAAGAACAAAGGGUGUGUUCCUAAUGUGGUUAGCUUCAACACUUUGAUCAAAGGGUUCUUCAGGGAAGGAAAAUUGGAACAAGGAAUAGGAAUGGCUCAUGAGAUGAUUGAACUAGAUUGUGAGCUUUCAAGUGUAACUUGUGAGAUUUUGUUUAAUGGACUUCAUAGAGGUGGGAAGAUCAUGGAAGCAUGCAACUUGCUGAUUGAUUUCUCGAGAAAGAGGGUUCUUCCUAAAUCUUUUGAUUAUUUCGAGCUAAUUGAGAGGCUCUGUCAUGACAGAAAUGUAGGGAAAGCAAUGGUGAUCGUGGAUGAGUUGUGGGGUUCAGGGUAUUCUCCGAGCUUAAUUGCUUGCAUAGUUUUGGUUGAAAGUCUUCGAUGUAAUAGAAGAAUUGAUGAGGCAUGUAGAUUUGUUGAAAGGAUGCUAAGAGAAUGCAGUUUACCGGAUAGUAUUACUUUGAACUGUCUUCUUCGCGACAUGUGUGAAGCAGGAAGGGCUGUGGACGCUAAUAAGUUGAGGUUGUUGGCUGCCAGUAAGGGUCUUGAACCUGAUGGUAUGACUUACAGGAUCUUGAUAUAUGGCUAUACUAAAGAAGCUAGGAAGGAGGAGGGCAAAGCUCUAGUGGAGGAGAUGUUGGACAAGGGUUUGAUACCUGAUAUUGCUACCUAUAACAGAUUGAUGGAUGGACUAGGUUAA
Messenger RNA from Oldenlandia corymbosa var. corymbosa, 1419 nucleotides. Lineage: Eukaryota; Viridiplantae; Streptophyta; Magnoliopsida; Gentianales; Rubiaceae. The record is from the annotation of a GenBank genome assembly.